AUGGGCUGGUUUUCCACACCUGCACUCCUAACUUGGCUUCUUCUUCAGGUGGUCUGGAGUCAGCCUGCUCUGGAGACAACUGAAAUAGAUGUAGACGGAGGAAUUGAUCAAGACAUCUUUGACAUCAAUGAAGCUUUAGGACUAGAUCUUUUUGAGGGAGACAUCAAACUUGACCGGGAACGAAGCUCCAUCAUUGGUGACAACUAUCGGUGGCCCCACGUUAUUCCCUACGUCCUUGAAGAUAGCCUGGAAAUGAAUGCUAAGGGACUCAUCCUCAAGGCAUUUGAACAGUAUCGACUAAAAACCUGUAUUGACUUCAAACCAUGGGGAGGGGAGAAGAAUUAUAUAUCUGUCUUCAAAGGAAGUGGCUGCUGGUCCUUAGUGGGGAACCACCAAGUGGGGAUGCAGCAGCUCUCCAUCGGAGCCAACUGUGACAGGAUUGGGACGAUCCAGCAUGAGUUCCUGCAUGCCCUGGGAUUCUGGCAUGAGCAGUCACGGUCCGACCGGGAUGACUAUGUGUCCAUCAUGUGGGACAGGAUUCGGCCUGGUAAAGAACAUAAUUUCCAAAAAUAUGAUGAUAAAACAUCAGACUCCCUGAAUGUUCCCUAUGACUACACUUCUGUGAUGCACUAUAGCCAAAAUGCAUUCAGGAACGGGACUGAACCCACCAUCGUCACUGACAUACCGGACUUCAUGGAUGUAAUAGGACAGCGAAUGGAUUUCAGCGAUUAUGAUGUCCAGAAACUGAACCGGCUGUACAAUUGCUCCUCCUCCCUAAGUUUCAUGGACACAUGCAGUUUUGAACUUGAAAAUAUAUGUGGCAUGAUUCAAAGUUCAGAGGAUAACAGUGAUUGGCAGCGAGUGUCUCAGGUUCCUGCUGGGCCAAAUACUGAUCACACUAAUAUGGGAGAAUGCGAAGAUUCUGGCUUCUUCAUGCAUUUCAACACCAGCGCUGGAGCAGAGGGAAGCGAAGCUAUCCUGGAGAGCCGAAUUCUGUAUCCCAAAAGGGGCUUUCAGUGCUUACAAUUCUAUUUCUAUAACAGUGGUCACGAAAGCGACCGUCUGUAUGUCUGGGUCAGGGAGUAUACUUCAGCCCAUCCGAAUGGUACUUUGAGACUCAUUGAAGAGAUAAAAGGUUCACCUGCGACUUACUGGCAGCUCCAUCAUGUUUCUUUGAAUGCCACAAGUAAAUUUCGGGUUGUGUUUCAAGGCGUGAGAGGAAGUGGCUUAUCAAACGGGGGCCUCUCUAUUGACGACAUCAAUUUGUCAGAAACUCAGUGUCCCCACCACGUCUGGCAUAUCAGAAAUUUCACACAUCUCCUCAACACAAAUGUAGCAGGGGCAGAAGGAGUAAUAUACAGUCCACCUUUUUACUCUAGUAAAGGGUACGCUUUUCAAGUCAGCUUGUAUGUAAAUGGUACCACUAAUCCGUUUAAUUUAGCAGUGUACUUGCACUUGAUUUCUGGAGCAAAUGAUGAUCAGUUGCAAUGGCCCUGUGCAUGGCAACAAGGUACCAUGCUUCUGCUUGACCAGCAUCCUGAUAUUCGUCAACGGAUGUCAAACCAAAGAAGUAUAACAACUGACCCUCAGGAAUUAUCAGGAAAUUCCUCAACUUAUUUUUGGGAUAGACCAGAUAAAGUGGGAUCCGUGGCAUAUUUUCCCAAUGGAACUGCAUUCAUGAGAUCUCCAGGACGUGGAACGAGUGCAUUCAUAACUCAUCAGAGACUUAGAAGCCGCAGCUUUAUUAAAGAAGACAGUGUUUUUAUUCUUUUAACAAUGGAAGAUAUAUCACAUCUACUGUCGACUCAGCCAAGUGUUCCACCCACCUUUGUUACAUCCACUGCCACCACCAAGCCUACCGCCACCACCAAGCCUACCACCACCACAACACCCACCACAACACCCACCACAACAGCCUCUGUCACCCCGACCAAAAAGCCAGAGAUAGAGGUUCCCAAUUUAUGCCCAGAAAACCCUUGUGAAAAUGGUGGUGUCUGCAUUAUUGUAGAUAGAUCACCGGUGUGCAGAUGUCCAGCAGGUGACGACUGGUGGUACAUGGGAGAAAAGUGUGAAAGGAAAGGCACAACUCAAGAAAAUAUUGUAAUAGCUGUUUCUUCAACCGUAACUGUAUUUGUUGUAAUGCUUAUUAUCACUAUCACAACUGCAGUGUGCCUUAAAAAGAAAUACAGCCACGGAAAGAAAGAUGGUGAGACCCUAACUCUAGAAGUGGCAGCAAGCCCAUUUCAAGGCUUUGUUGCCAAAAACCACCACAGGCUGGCGUGCAGGAGCUCAGGUUAUGCCAACAGUAUUGGUGUGUAA
Egretta garzetta (little egret) is the source of this 2319-nucleotide messenger RNA. It is a transcript of the gene MEP1B, whose product is annotated as meprin A subunit beta. Gene Ontology annotation, biological process: proteolysis. Gene Ontology annotation, cellular component: membrane. The record is from RefSeq and is a predicted model, not a curated record. Lineage: Eukaryota; Metazoa; Chordata; Aves; Pelecaniformes; Ardeidae. The transcript is spliced from 17 exons. Bases 1 to 2319 code for a protein of 772 amino acids. Gene Ontology annotation, molecular function: protein binding; zinc ion binding; metalloendopeptidase activity.